Messenger RNA from Lactuca saligna, 546 nucleotides. Lineage: Eukaryota; Viridiplantae; Streptophyta; Magnoliopsida; Asterales; Asteraceae. The record is from the annotation of a GenBank genome assembly.
AUGAUUAGGUCCUUCAUUGAAGACUCUGGAGCUAACAUUAAGAUCUCCCCUCAGGAUCACAACUAUAUUGGAUUAAAUGAUAGGCUUCUAAAAAAGCACCAUUACCUUCUGAAACAGUUAGAGAAUGUAUCCAAUGCCUUAGCUGCUAUUUCUGCUCCUGUUUUAUCUGAUGUUAGUGAACACUAUUACAAAGUUACUGCAGAGGCAUUAAGAACAGUAUGGUACAAAGGGAAAGUAAAGAAGUUACAUUGGAAGGGAGAGUUCUGUUUGAUUUACUUCAGGUCAUUUCUUCUAAUAAAUGUUAUUGAACAGGUAAAGUUGAUGGAAGAAAGGAAUAUGAAGCCACUUGAUUUAAAUCUUGCAGCAUUAUCAGCAAGAUGCAGUAAAGACUUGGAGUUGAAUUUGGCUAAGUCAUUAUUGAGUGAGAUGGGCCAAUGUACAACUGCUUAUCCAUAUAAUCAGCUGUUUGGAGCAUUAGUCUUAAAGAAUUAUGAAAGACAAGAUGCAACUUUACUUAGUUGGAAUUUGAUGUACAUAGUAGAUUAG